AUGGACGGUGCUUCUCUCGUUACCGAUGACCUUCUUGAUCCCCCGCCUCGAAUAUACGAGCGACUUCGUCAGAUAGCUGGUUAUACAUGGGAUGAAAGCCAGCUGCCUUUCCAUUCUUCAUACGACUUCUGGCACGUAUUCGGCACGCGGUGGGUGUCCUCGGUGCCUUCGCCUUCGAGCUCUCACAAUGCCUCGAGCCCAGGAUCCGCCCUGAGGCUACAUUCUGGCCGCCCAUCGCCGUUAGAACCUUACGCCCAAAUAUCGAAUAUCGACGGGUACGAUACUCAAGCAAUAACACCCCCAGCCUCAUCGUCCUCCAAUAUACCAAGCGAUGCCGCAUAUAUCGAAGAACCAGUCGUUGCUCGUUUAUCAUAUCACGCCCUACGAGAGGAGCGGGCUUUUCACAUAGCUAAAAGCUUAAUUGCCACUUCAGAUCCGACAGGGGAGCACAUUGUUAAACCUAUCGACUUGAUUAGGCUACAACCCCUUCCUGGCGAUCGCGCACAGGUUGUUGUUUCUAUAUACCAGCAUCCUGGACCCAACUAUCUACUCGAAGUGCUGGACAUGGGACCGGCUUUUUACAGAGCUCGCAUACAUGGGGAGACAUUCAGCUCAUUACGGAAGAACGAACCCGAACUGCACCCGCCAAUCUCUCUACAAUAUUUUCUAGAUUUUGCUAUAGGUGCGACUCAAUGCCUGGAGCUUCUCCACCACAACCUUGGCAUGAUCCAUGGCGAAAUCCGAGGCGAUGCGUUUCACUUCAAUAUCGAAACUGGGCAGGUCAAAGUUAUGUCUUUUGGGUCUGGCAUUCGCUCGUUCGAACACGGCCUGACGAGCACGGGAUGGUCAACGCUUUCGAAAGAACUUGGGGCACAGAACAAACUAUUAUAUAUAAGCCCUGAACAGACAGGACGAAUGCCUGCUGAGCCAGAUAGUCGGACCGACAUUUAUUCUUUGGGUGUUUUAUUCUGGACCUUACUGACUCAGAGGCCAGUCUUCGAAGGUGAUAGCCCCCUUGACAUCGUACAGGGCGUUCUUGGUCGGAGAAUACCGAACGUCUCUACAGUGAGGCUUGAUAUCCCUGACGUGGUUGGGAGGAUCAUACAAAGAUGCACGGCUAGAAAUGUCCAGGACCGUUAUCACUCGGCGAGCGGGCUUCGCCAUGAUUUAAUUAAGGUCCAGGAGUUUCUCGGUGACGGAGAUUGGUUGGCGCUUAAGGAGUGGAGGAUUGGAACUAAGGACGUAUCGUCGUUCUUCAUGCUUCCAGCGAUCAUGAUCGGCCGCCAGCAAGAGCAAGCAGAAUUAGCCAAGGUCAUUGAUCGCGUCGCAAAAAGCCAUGCCAUGAACUUGAAGGGAAACACGAACCGGUUCUCUGACGGCUCAACCUUGUCAAACGAUAUGGCCGCUUUUGAUGAUAUUUCUAGUGAGGGAGCGAGCUCUGUGGAUGGCACAAACUAUCGCAGCGGUUCUUUUACCCACACUGCUUCUUCUGACCCUAAGCUACCAAAGACCAACUUCAACCCCUUGUUCUCAGAUACCCAGACGGUAUCUGGCGAUACAAUUUCAUCUUCACCAUCCGGGACCCUUCCGAGAAUUGCCAGGCCAUGGGAAAGACACCAGUCAAUCUCAAUUGAGACACGCAGUCUUGUCGAUAGCUCAGGACCCGAUUCCCAAAAUCGCCACAGCGUCGUAGAGUCGACAGCGUCCAGCCUGUCAAGACAGCUGGGCUCGGCCAAGUUUAGACGGCGCGACCAUUGUGAGGUUGUCACAAUCGAGGGUGCAGGGGGUCUUGGAAAGAGCUGUCUUGUUCAAAGUGUUCUGGCGGAUGCAGGCGGCGGGGUUAUUGUGCCACUGCGAAAUUUGACACCGCAGGAGAACAGCAUUUGGACCUCUGCUUAA
Molecule: messenger RNA, 1899 nt
Organism: Fusarium verticillioides 7600
Lineage: Eukaryota; Fungi; Ascomycota; Sordariomycetes; Hypocreales; Nectriaceae
Product: serine/threonine protein kinase
Exons: 2
Coding region: 1-1899 (632 amino acids)
Biological process (GO): protein phosphorylation
Molecular function (GO): protein kinase activity; ATP binding
Source: RefSeq, a predicted model, not a curated record